AUGCUGUUAUUGACGGCUGUGGUGGCAUGCGUCCUCGCCACAGGUAAAGGGGUUGGUGAUCUCCGUACAGCAACCAUUGAUGAUGUCGGAAUUGAGGUGGAUGAAGGCAUGAACAGCGCUGGGGAGAAGCAAAGAGCCCUGGGAGCUCGCACUCUUGAGCUGUUGCGAAACGGCCAGCAAGAAGUGCUACCUGUCAAAGAUGUGAAAGAACUGGUGGACUGCCAUGACUUAUUUGUGGCGUCCUCAUGCCCUCAAACAGCCGACAAAGACGCCUGUCAGCAGACGGUGGUUGAGUAUGAUGGCGUGCGGUAUGUCUGCUUCUAUACGGAGAAUGUGUAUGGUGCGCAGGAAAUCGCAGAGUUCGCUGGUAAGAGUGCAUGCCUGAAGCUUUUGGACCUUACAGGCUGCUGCAUCACGUCCACGGGAAUGCUGCAUAUUGCGGAGGCCCUGCAGUCCAGCUUGACGCUGGAGAGCUUGAUUCUCCGGCACAAUGAGAUUACCUCUGGGCCUGCUGGCGAGGAGGCCUUGGCAUCCUUCUGCGAAGCGGCGCGGAAAAGCCCAUCUCUGAGGCAUCUGGAUCUUCGCUAUACUGGCUUGUGCGGUGAAGCUGCAGCUGUUCAAGUUGGAUCCAUUCUUGAGGGGAAUGGGGCAUUGUCGCACUUGGAGCUGUCCUGGAACCCGCUGGAAGCGUCCGGCGGACAGGCUCUUCUUCACAGCAUUCGUUCAACAUCCGGGCUUUUCGAUUGCCAGCUCACUGGUUGCAGGUUGGCUGAUGAGACAAUGCAGGAGAUUGCCGAGUUGCUGCUUCGAAAUCGCAAGGCCCAUAGAGCCAGCAUGUCUGCUGGGCCGUACCAGGGCUCCUGGAUUUCAAACGAUGCCGCGGUGGAAGGCUUCGAGAUGGCUGAUGGCUUGAAACGAGCCAUGCCACCGGGCUCUCGAAGCCAGGGACAGGCGGCUGCAGCAAAUUACUCGUUGCGCUGUGCUGUUGCCAACAUCCCCGGCAAUGCCGUGGUGUCUGAACUGAAGACAGAGGAGUUGAUGGAGAGGCUUUUCGAUCUUCGGCAAAGGUUCCUCCUGGAGUCAUCCGGCAACGAGAAGGCUGCGCGAGUUCACGAGUUCUUGCAGUACUUGAGCAAAGGGCAAAGCGAGCUGAAGCAGAACCUUCAGGCAGCUGAGGGAACGAUCCACCGCACCGGCUUGAUUGCUGAAGGAUUCCAGGACCGGGAGCUUCGCUACCGAGGGAACAUUGCUGCUGCUCGUGACCAGUUGCUGGACUAUGCGCAAGAGUACAGCAAGUUGCAGGCAGCUUUGCGAAGAUCAAUGGAAGAUCUUGCAAUUCUGCGAGAUGAUCUGGAGAUUGCGAAAGAUGAUUUCAAGAGAUCUCGGCAAAACAGCGAGGAUGACGAGGAUCGUGACAGAGGGACUCUAGCCCUGCUGAGCGGAGAGUGCAAGGAGCUCGAAAGGAAGCUCUCAGAAUUAAAAGACCGAGGCGGACACCUCGACUUUGAGAGCAACAUGCUGCGGAGCCGAGCUGAACAGGUGCGGGAAAGAGUAGCCAAUGAAGUUGCCGCCUGA
Molecule: messenger RNA, 1575 nt
Organism: Symbiodinium pilosum
Lineage: Eukaryota; Dinophyceae; Suessiales; Symbiodiniaceae
Source: the annotation of a GenBank genome assembly